Molecule: messenger RNA, 956 nt
Organism: Pocillopora damicornis (cauliflower coral)
Lineage: Eukaryota; Metazoa; Cnidaria; Anthozoa; Scleractinia; Pocilloporidae
Product: cathepsin B
Biological process (GO): proteolysis
Molecular function (GO): cysteine-type peptidase activity
Source: RefSeq, a predicted model, not a curated record
UAAAUUUAACGUACAGGACAUUACCGCAGACUCUGUUGUAGCAGCUCGCGCUUUGUUAGCCUCAAAAGAAUUCAAAUUCUCCGAAAUCGGAAUCUCUGCUUCCCAUGGCGGUUCUGUUUGUGACUCUGGUGGCGCUGUUCAUCUCGUGUCAGGCGAAAUAUCUGCACGAACCACUCAAGGUAGAAGAGAUUGAUUACAUUAACACGUACGCAACUUGGAGAGCAGAUCCAGAUUACGCUGGUUACGAUGCUGAGUAUUUCAAGCGUUUAUGCGGCGUCCCGCUAGAUGAUCAGAUCAAACCGAGGCCAUUAAAGCUGGGGAUUUUGGCAGUGAAGACAGAUUAUGAAAUCAUUGAGCAAGAGAUACCACCCACAUUUGACUCCAGGGAACAAUGGUCUGAUUGCCCCUCAACAAAUGAAAUCCGUGACCAAGGUGCCUGUGGAAGUUGCUGGGCAUUUGGAGCUGUGGAGGCUAUGACAGACAGAAUCUGUAUUAAGUCAAAUGGAAAACUGACACCUCACAUUUCUGCUGAAGAUUUACUUUCCUGCUGUUCAUCUUGUGGAAUGGGAUGCAAUGGAGGAUUCCCUGAAGCCGCUUGGGAGUACUGGAAAAGUAGAGGUUUAGUCACAGGAGGACAGUACGACUCCCAUAAAGGAUGUCAGCCAUACUUGGUGAAAGCUUGUGAUCACCAUGUUGUGGGAAAACUGCAACCUUGCAGCAAAACAAUUGUUCCUACACCUAGAUGUGAAAAGAAGUGUGAACCAGGUUAUAAUGUUAGUUAUGAAGAUGACAAGAGGUAUGGAGAGAGUUCUUACACUGUGAGCAGUGAAAUGGAACAGAUUCAAAAGGAAAUCAUGACAAAUGGUCCUGUAGAGGGAGCCUUCACUGUUUAUUCUGAUUUCCCUUCUUACAAGAGUGGUGAGCACUUUCAGCUAUGUUGAGACAAUGCAUUUCUU